UCUCCAUUUGCUAUAUUUAUGAUGUUCCUCCGCAUUGCUUUAGGUUCUUGUAAGAGGCCGAUACGGUAAGACUAAUGGAGAGAAUGAGAAACCAUACUUGUUUUAUGUUGAUUUUAAGAGCAACGUUAGGGAUGGGGAUCUUAGUCGGAGCUUGUGAGGCUCAGCUCGCUUACGACUAUUAUAAGUUUUCAUGCCCCAACGUGGAGAGCACUGUGAGAAAUGCCGUGCUUGGCGUUGUGCUCACUGAUCCUACUGCUCCGGCUGCUUUUCUUAGGCUAUUGUUUCACGAUUGCCAAGUGCAGGGAUGUGAUGCAUCCAUCCUGUUGGAUUCUAAACCACUUAAUGGCAACUUUGAAAUAGCUUCUCGAAUGAAUUUUGGCAUUAGAAAGAUGGAAACUAUUCACCGUAUUAAAUACAAACUAGAAGCCGAGUGUCCAGGGCGGGUCUCAUGUGCAGAUAUAAUUGCCUUAGCAGCCAAGGUAUCAGUUGCACUGUCUGGAGGACCUAACAUUCAGAUCCCUCUUGGAAGAAAAGAUUCCACCACAUCUAGUCGCCAUGCAGCUGAUGUGAAGAUUCCUCCACCGAACAUAACAGUUGAUACAUUACUCGAUGUCUUUGUAUCGAAAGGCUUAAACCUCGAGGAAUCGGUCGCAAUCAUGGGAGCUCACACGUUAGGAGGUGGACACUGCAUAAACAUAGUGGACAGGUUAUUUGAUUGGCAGCCUGACGACCCAAUGAAUCCUACCUUUAAAGCCAUGCUCAGAUUACUUUGCCCUACCCAAAAGCCACUGACGAACCUCACCAUUGUGCCAAACGAUAAGACUUCCUUGGCUUUUGAUAACUACUACUAUAAAGAUGUUUUAAUGGGGAAAGGCCUCUUCACUAUUGAUUCAAGGAUGUCAAUAGAUCGACGAACCGCUCCCAUAGUCACAGAGUUUGCUGCUAACAAGUACCGGUUUUUCCAGGUAUUUUCUUCUGCAUUCGUGAAGCUAUCUUCAUCAAAUGUUCUUACCAAUGAUAAAGGUGAAGUUAGAAGGAAAUGCAACCAAGUAAACUAAGGAAGUCGGAGAAUUAUGACAUAUUUUCAUUCAACAUUUUUGUCAUGGUAUUUUGUUUUGAACUAGAAGCUUGACAU
Molecule: messenger RNA, 1135 nt
Organism: Hibiscus syriacus
Lineage: Eukaryota; Viridiplantae; Streptophyta; Magnoliopsida; Malvales; Malvaceae
Product: peroxidase 29-like
Exons: 3
Coding region: 75-1058 (327 amino acids)
Biological process (GO): response to oxidative stress; hydrogen peroxide catabolic process
Molecular function (GO): peroxidase activity; heme binding
Source: RefSeq, a predicted model, not a curated record